Molecule: messenger RNA, 2393 nt
Organism: Hordeum vulgare subsp. vulgare (domesticated barley)
Lineage: Eukaryota; Viridiplantae; Streptophyta; Magnoliopsida; Poales; Poaceae
Product: probable galacturonosyltransferase 4
Exons: 8
Coding region: 82-2145 (687 amino acids)
Molecular function (GO): polygalacturonate 4-alpha-galacturonosyltransferase activity
Source: RefSeq, a predicted model, not a curated record
UCUCUCUGAACCGAACGCUCCCAGGACACUCAGAAGCGGCGGCUCUAAUCAUCACGUCGCCGGAGACGAUCGACUGCGGCCAUGGCCGCAGCGCGUCGGUGGCGGCGAAAAUGUAGGACGCGGGACGCGGUGCUGGCGCUGCUCAUCGCCUCGGUGCUCGCGCCCCUCGCGCUCUACAGCGGCGCACCCAUCUCCCCCUUCUCCGGCCCCGCCCUGACCGGGAGCGCCUUCGUCCGCGAUCCCCCCAAUUUGAUUACCCGGAAUGAGGCGGGGAAGCGCCUGAACGCUCUGCCGCAGGACACAAAUGAUCCUGUACUGAAGAUUGCAUCGGAUGCUAGAGACAAUGUAGGAACUCCUAAUGUGGGCGAUCAGGGCACUCAACUGGGACAGAAUGGUGGAAUCCAGCAAGUUGUCAUGGGAAGCAAUAUAGAUAUACCAGGUGAAUCCAGGGGCAGUAAGGACGGCGGAGUGCGCAAUGUAGAAGAGGCAAAGGUGUUGUCGCAUGAUAUGAGUAAGAGAAAGCGUGCUGAUGGUGUGGUCAUUACUUUGGAGGAGGGUGCUCAGCUCACCAAACAGAGUGGCCUGACCAAUAUUGGUGCAGCAGGGGAUAACAAAGUUAGUGCAAUGCACAAUGCUGGAGAUCUAAAUGCCCAUUUGGAAAAGGAAAUUAAUGAUGAAAGAUCAUCUCAGCAAAUUACAGACUCGACAUCAAAAGAGUCUGGUGCAAUGAUAACUGGUAGUAAUACUAGUUAUUCCCCAACUUCCUCAGACAAGACGAUACUUGUUCUCAAGGACCAGUUGAGAAGAGCAAAAAGAUAUAUUGGAUUUCUACCAUCUAGAGGCAAUCAUGGGUUUGUAAAGGAUCUCCGAAGAAGGAUGAGGGAUAUCCAGCAAGCACUGAGUGGUACAACCAUCGAUAGGCAGUUACCAAAGAAUGUUCGUGGAAAAAUUCGAGCGAUGGAAUCAAUAUUAACAAAGAUCAAACAAGUGCAUGAUAACUGUGCAGCUGCUAUUGAUAAGCUACAAACAAACCUUCACUGGACAGAGAGCCAGCUCGAGGCUAACAAGCAACAGGCUAACUACGCAGCGCAGGUAGCAGCUAAAGCUCUGCCAAAGAUGCUUCAUUGUCUUGCACUGCGGCUUACAAAUGAGUACUAUACAUCCAGUUCCAACAGUAAGCAUUUUCCAUAUGAAGACAAGCUGGAGGAUCCGGAACUACAUCACUAUGCAUUAUUCUCUGACAAUGUACUUGCCGCUGCUGUGGUUGUGAACUCAACUGUUAUGCAUGCUAAGGAACCAGCAAACCAUGUCUUCCAUAUUGUGACUGAUAAGCUUAAUUAUGCUGCAAUGAAGAUGUGGUUUUUGGCGAAUCCCCCGGUUAAAGCUGCUAUUCAGGUUCAGAAAAUUGAAGAUUUUACAUGGCUAAAUUCGAGCUACAGUCCAGUUCUGAAGCAACUGGCCUCUCAGUUCAUGAUCAAUUACUACUUCCAUACUCCACAGAAUAAACCUGAUAGAAACCCCAAGUUCCGGAACCCCAAGUACCUGUCAAUUCUCAAUCAUCUGAGGUUUUAUCUUCCUGAGAUCUUCCCAAAACUUAACAAGGUGUUAUUUGUCGACGAUGACAUUGUAGUCCAGCAGGACUUGAGUCCACUUUGGUCGAUAGAUCUCAAAGGCAGGGUUAAUGGUGCUGUCAAAACCUGUGGUGAGGUUUUCCAUAGGUUUGAUAGGUACCUGAACUUCUCAAACCCUCUCAUCGCCAAGAAAUUUGAUCGACGUGCAUGUGGGUGGGCAUAUGGCAUGAACAUGUUUGAUUUGUCUGAGUGGAGAAGGCAGAAUAUUACUGCUGUGUAUCACUACUGGCAAGAGCAGAAUGAACAUAGACUGUUAUGGAAGUUAGGAACACUCCCUGCUGGCCUGGUGACAUUCUGGAAUAACACCUUCCCUCUCGAUCGCUCGUGGCAUCUCUUGGGCUUAGGAUACAAGAAGAACGUCAACCCAAAGGAUAUCGAGCGGGCUGCAGUCAUACACUACAAUGGGAAUCUGAAACCUUGGCUUGAGGUUGGGUUGCCAAAAUACCGCAAUUACUGGUCCAAGCAUGUCAAUUUUGAUCAAGCGUUCAUAAGGGAGUGCCACAUACAUCCGUGAGUUGCUGCUGCGGAAUCCUGUGCAUAGGCUGCCGAGAUGGUUUCAGUUUUUUUGUAGCUCUGUAGGUUGUCUCUUCCUUGGCAUCUACUCAUAUUAUGAUCUAAGUAGAACAUUUUGCUGACUAAAUCACAGUGCAAGCAAGUUGUAGCAGGCCUUGGAAUAAAAUGUGUAGUAGUCUAGAGCCAGCAGUGCUGUAGGGUAUGUAUUCAAAUCUGUGGUAGGUUUAUUCUAUUGGUUCUUUCUGAUGA